Messenger RNA from Mercenaria mercenaria, 3690 nucleotides. RefSeq lists its product as uncharacterized. Gene Ontology annotation, molecular function: protein binding. The record is from RefSeq and is a predicted model, not a curated record. NCBI's taxonomy places the organism in Eukaryota, Metazoa, Mollusca, Bivalvia, Venerida, Veneridae. Bases 174 to 2537 code for a protein of 787 amino acids. The transcript is spliced from 2 exons.
GUGGUACGUUCGCGUUUUUGCUCUUACUCUUGCAUGUAUUAAUUAUUUUUCUGACGAAAAACGUCGGCAGCACAACAGUGGAUUCAAAGUAAAGGAACUGGCCUGCAUCCUUUCUUUUCUUCGUAGAAAUAAAAAGAAGCCAGAAGAGCCAUACGACUAAAUUUGAAUUUACGAUGACUGAAGACUAUAGCGCAAAAGUCUUCAAAGAGUACACUAGUGAUAACAAAACUGAAAGUGAUGAAGAGAACGAAAACAUCGUGAUUACAGUUGGAGAAACAUCAGUGAAAGUAAAUAGAGAAAAACUAAUACAAGGUAGCGAUUAUUUCAAAGCAUUGUUUGAAGGCGACUUUGCAGAUUCCACGAAGAAAAAAGUAGAUAUAUCAGAAGUUGUCAGCAGUGCUGAUAUUUUAAAAAAUGUUGUUGCUUUCUUCUCCAGUGGCGACAUUGCUAUCGAGCCAAACAAUAUUGAAGAUUUAUUAAAGUUGUCUUCUUACUUUCAGUUCCAUACACUACUGAAAAAGUGUGGAAACUAUAUAAACGAUACAUUAACAGUUGAGACAUGUCUGAGUUAUUUCAUUUUAAGCAAAUCAUAUAAUCUGACAGAAGCGGAAACAGCCUCUGGUAGACUUUUAAAAGCAAGGUUCCACGAUUAUAUUCUUCAUCAAGAAAGUACUCUUGACAUUUCUCCAGCUGUUCUUGCAGAUCUGUGUGAGAGGGGAUUUUUGACGUUUUGUGAAUGUUUCUCUUUACUGAAGUUCAUCUCGCAGUGGGUUUGCAGGGGAUUGUCAAAAGACCACGUAACAACAGGUUUGAAAGUAUUACGAUACAUUGAUGGAGCACUGUUACAGGCUCCGCUGCAUGUAAGUGUUCAAGUUCAAUCAGUCGGGAAAAUUUUAGUUGAUUUGAAGAACGCUUUAAAAUGCAACGAAGAGGAAUACGAGCUGCUCAGGCAUCUUGAAAUAACAAUAAACAAUAUGAUAACCAAGGCUGGUAGAGUAAACGUAGAAGAGAAUGAAACAGUCCUUCUAACUGUCUCGGGUAGGAAAAGUGCGCCUACAAAGUCUGGUCCAAUCAGAGCUAUACCGGGGAUCGUUGGUGUUGACUAUGUCGAAUCUUUGACUAGUGAGAAUGAGCCUGGUGCUGUAGACACAGGUAAAUUCAAUAAUGAUAUAUCUGAAGACGAUAUCGAUGUAUCAGAAAUGCAGGUGCUUGAUGUCUGUGUCUAUGAACCAAGGUGUAAAGUAUGGUAUCGCUUAACCACCUUACAUAGAGAUUGGAUAAAAUCACUACCUUUUGAUAUUCGCUAUACGCUACUAAAAGGAAAUUUUGAGUGUGACAUUGUCUUAUUUGAAAAUAAGGUAUUUCUAGUUUACGAUCCAACCGGAAUGCUUAGUUUUGAUUUAGAAACUUGCGUUUGGUCGGGGAUUACAUCUGCUUCUAAAGAAUGUGCUUGUGAAAUGUUACAGGAAAUAUAUGGAACCAUAAGUUCUGACGGAUACGAUAGUUCGUUGAAUGUAUUGAAUGGAGACCUAUAUUUGUCAUAUGAAGACCUUUUUUCAAAUGUAAUAUUUAUAAAAAUGUUUAACAAGGAGACACGGCUAUUUGAAAACAUCUGUAGUAGUACUGAAUUUGAUAUUGACAAAUUUCAUGACACUGUAGUCAGUGAAAGUGUACGCUCGAAAACUUUGUGUUUAUUUACACUUUCACAACUUUCAAGAAAAAGCAAAAGACUAAUGUCAUUCAUUCUAAAUGAUCACGACAAUUUAGAAUUGUUCUUUAGUUCAUGCGUUGAAGAUUCAGAACAGCCAUGUAUUAUAGUACGCAAUGAAAUGUUUUAUGAUUGCGAUGAAGAAAACGUAACUGAAGACAAGGUACAUUACAAGAUAAAUGAUAUCGGUGCGGUAGACACAGAUAAGAGUAUACUGUUUGUGGUCGUUAAGGACAGCAUGGCGGAGGCAAGCGAACUUACACCUGAAACACUUGGAAUUAUGAAAGAGGCUCCUGAAAAUGCUGUAACUCUAACUGAAAGUGGAAGUACGGUUGGAACUACUGAAAUUACGACAGAAAGAAUUGAAAGUGAGAGUAUGGUGACAUCUAGAUGUAAAGCAGGGUCAAAUGAGAGUGAGCGUAUGACAGGGGCGACUGGAUGUACGACAGAAGCAACUGAAUUAUACACUGGAACAGAGAAAUUCCAUGUGAUCGGUGAAUAUGACUUAGCUACGCGUAAAAUUAAGUUUAGAAAGGGUUUUCCAAAGAAGGACAUAAGCGAAAUAUGCAUCCAUAUGAAGGCUGAGCGGGACGAUGGAUGUAGUGAAAAUGUACGUUCUGAGACUUUUGGGGGACAAGAUGGCUUCUGGCGUAUAAAGACUGCCAGUGAUGGAACAUCAUGUUGUUACAAUGUCACCUCUGCAGAAUUCAAGGUUACCCAGCACGUACCUCCUCCAUUCUCGCAUAUCAUUUCUGGGUGUGAAACUGAGUUACCGAGGAAAUUGCUGGCAAUACUCGAACCUAUCAACUACUUGUCUUGCCAGUCUUAAUAACAUACAAAAAGGUUCUGCUUAACCUUUACCCUGCUAAAUUUCUAAAAUGGACUGGUCCAUCAUUCAGUUUGGGCAGUACCAUUUAUUAUUUGAAGGGGUGUUCACUGAAAAUUUACUGACUGAAUAGCGAACAGUGCAUGAUCUUGGUCUGCACUGGUCGCAAAGGCAGUCACUUGCCGCCAGCGGGCUUAAGAUUACAAACUCACUAAGUUUCAAUUUUGUUAAAAAUGCUGUGUUCUUUUAUUAAAUGUACAAAAGUUUUGUUUCAAAGAAUGCCAUAUCCAAAUAUAAUAGACCGAUGAAACAAGGUACUCAAGUACUGCACAGAUAAAACAACGUCCCCUACUUGUUGUAAAUGAAGACUUACCUCUCUUUCUUCCAAAAUCGCCAUAUUUUCCCCAGAAUUCGGUGGAGAUAUUAAUUUCCUAAUGGAACUGUAUCACCAUACCAAAUAUCAAUUAAAUCUAUGUUUUGCUAAUCUGUUGCAAACAGGUUGAGGGACAGAUAGUCACAAAGAUUUAUUAAUUGUAAAUAUAAUCUGGAAAGUAGAUCCCUCGGAAGCACCGAGAACAAUGCAAACAGUGAAUUUGCAGACUCGGUUUGAUCGAGUCCGUUCAUGAGCAGUAAUUGAAAAUGCAACAUUGCCCACGCCCCCUAGCACCGGCUUAAGCAGUAUUCAAUUUUCAAAUCUAAAUGAGUUGAAAUCGAUGAUCCCGAAGGACCAGAAAAUAUAACAACACUGAGAUGAAGUCGGGGCGACUUUUUACGGCCGCCACAUAGCACUUAACACCCGCUGUUAAACAUUAAAUACUCAUAGUUCCUUAUAAUCUUAUUUUCAUGCUAUCUUACGUAUUUUAUGUCAUUUAGUUAUUGUAGCAUUCGCAUUGUACUUUGUCAUGUCUAUAUGUUUCUUUAGGAAUUUUUGAAGACUUUUAAAAAAGCACAGUCCCCAUGUAGACUUCUGCCAACUUACAUUAAAAUAUUUAAUACUUCAGAAAGUAUGCUAGGAUCUUCAAAACUUGCUGAUUUUACCUCUUUCUAAUUCCAUAGUAACCACAGCUGUGGUCAAAAUAUAAAUAGAAAAAUAAUCCGCUAAUGGUCCACUCUCACAAUACCAAGUUUCAUGAAUGUUUAAGAAAUCGCAAAAUCU